AUGACUCAUUCUUCUACCAUGCCAAAUUUUAGUCUUACAGGCGUUAAUAAAAUGUUGUUAAUGGUCGGACUGUUCUUGCUGGUUAUUGCAAUACUGUAUGCUUUCUGUGCCCAAAGUGGUGCCGGGACCAGCCCGGAAGUUAUUAUAGACGUAGACGGCGAUCUUGACGAUUUGAUGAACCGUUUGAUCAAGGAAGCGACUUGCAAAUCUAACUUAAUAGAUAACGAAGAAAUGCAAAAAGAUCUGCUGAAAAUGCUUUCCCUGAUUAAAGUUAAAAUCGAGAGUGAGCGCCAAGAGGAUCUAGUUGCACUUCGCUCAAAGUUUCUGGAAGCGUCCUUGCUUCUACGUAGUCCUAAGGUCGGAAUGACGGUUCCAAGAAUUAGAAAAGUGGCGAGCCUUCAAACUUUUAAAGGCCACGAGUCUGUGGUCGCAGUUAUGAGGUCUUCGCACCGAGUUAUUGAGAAUUAUUUAAAUAAUGGGGACAAAGAAAACGCAUUGCUUGAAAUUGACCAUAUCAUAUCAGCGUGAAAAAUCACCACUGUUGUUUAUUCUCUUAUAUAACACAGGAUAUUUAAUAUAUAUGUAAGUGUUCUAAUAUUCAAGGGCGCCAUGGUUAAAACGUAUAGGCUAUAUAUUGUAUUGCGUAGAAUAAAUGCUGUGUUGCAAAUUGAAAUACUUUUUAUGUUUAUAGCCCAUAAAUAAGCUGUUGCGGCCCAGGCAUGUUAUAAGCCCAAACUACAUAUGUUUAACCAACGCUUAAAGAUAUAUAGGUAUAUCUAUAAGCGUGUUUUUUUUUAUUUCUAUAGUGCGGUAAUUUUCCAUAUUGUUAGUAAUGGUACACUUCUUACUAAAGGUGUAUAAGGCUAUAGGCGUAUGUUAUACAGCUCUGUGAAACCUUGCCUGCUGGCUUUAAACCGAAUAGAGAGUCGAUCAAAACCGUUCAGUGCAUGUUCUUUUGUGAGAUUGUUAUAUCAAAACCGCUCACAGUAGGGUGGGAAGAAAUAAGACACUAUUUUAUGCUGUUUUCUCGUCCCAAAGGAAAUUCAAAGAAAUAUAAUACCGUAUCCUCACAACUGCUGUAGAGCGUUGUUAAUUGUUUAAAGUACAAUCAGAAUAUUUGGAUAUAAUGUGCUAAAGGUGUCCCGUUUUCCCCCAUCCUACCAUACCAAUUGUUUAAAUUUUGAGAUAUUGGGCAAUAUGUGCUAAAUAAGGUGUCCCGUUGCACCCCACCGUAUCUUUUUAUGGACGUCACGGUUAAACUGUCAUGUAACACGACACACACCUGUUGGAAAAGCAAUUCAAUACAACUAUUGUUCCUAUA
This is a messenger RNA of Ciona intestinalis (vase tunicate), 1321 nucleotides long. The record is from RefSeq and is a predicted model, not a curated record. NCBI's taxonomy places the organism in Eukaryota, Metazoa, Chordata, Ascidiacea, Phlebobranchia, Cionidae.